Baudoinia panamericana UAMH 10762 is the source of this 2076-nucleotide messenger RNA. RefSeq lists its product as uncharacterized. Gene Ontology annotation, biological process: lipid metabolic process. NCBI's taxonomy places the organism in Eukaryota, Fungi, Ascomycota, Dothideomycetes, Mycosphaerellales, Teratosphaeriaceae. The transcript is spliced from 2 exons. Gene Ontology annotation, molecular function: acetoacetate-CoA ligase activity. Gene Ontology annotation, cellular component: cytosol. Bases 1 to 2076 code for a protein of 691 amino acids. The record is from RefSeq and is a predicted model, not a curated record.
AUGUCUGAACCAACGAAUGGCAUCGAAUCCACAUCGGCCAUCAAUAACGAUGACCCCAACCUCCUUUGGCGACACCCAUCGCCCAAAGACACCCAGCUUUGGGACUUCAUGCAACGGGUGAACAAGCGCUAUCACAAGUCUUUCAGCACAUAUGACGAGUUGCAUGACUGGAGCAUCCGUAACAUCGAACAAGUCUGGGGCGAGAUAUGGCAGCAUUGUGGGAUUCGCUCCUCGAGCGACUUCAAGACCGUUGUUUCGGACAACAAAACAAUGUUCCCGCGGCCGGCAUGGUUCGAAGGAGCGAAGCUGAACUUUGCCGAGAACCUUCUAUUCCCAACGCAGAAGGUCGCAGACGACAGCGUUGCUGUGAUUGCGGCAACCGAGACGACGAGGGAAGAAGUACGGUGGUCAGACCUGAGAGAGAGGGUCCGGCAAUGUCAGGCUGGUAUGCUGGCUUUGAAGAUCACAGCUGGUGAUCGGGUAGCUGGAUACGUUGCCAACCACACGAAUGCGCUGGUGGCCAUGCUAGCUGCGACAUCAAUCGGAGCGAUCUGGACCGCCGUAAGUCCGGACACUGGCGUGACGGCUGUGCUGGAUCGUAUGGUGCAGAUUGAGCCAGCAGUUCUAUUCACGGAUAAUGCAGUAAUGUACAAUGGCAAGACGCAUCCCGUACUACCCAAGGUCGCCGAGAUCAUUGCCUCGUUGCCAUCACUUAAAGCUACGAUCAUCUUUGAGACGGUUCCAUCAAUGGGCUUCAAUGUUGCCGCGCCGCCGGGAAUGGCAGACAAGAUCUUCACCUACUCCAGCUUCAUCUCCAUGAAUCCUUCACCACCGUCGACGCUCACGUUCGAGCAACUGCCGCCCGAUCAUCCUGUCUAUAUCCUGUACAGCAGCGGCACAACGGGCGCACCUAAAUGCAUCGUGCACGGCGCCAUCGGCACCCUGAUCCAACAUAAGAAGGAGCACAUCCUUCAAAGCGACAUUCGACCAGGUGACCGUCUCUUCUACUUCACUACCUGCACAUGGAUGAUGUGGCACUGGCUCGUCUCCGGGCUAGCCUCUGGCGCUACGCUCAUCCUUUAUGACGGCUCGCCCUUCCAGUAUCUCUCGAACGGCGAAAGUGUAAAGGACGACCUCGCCAUGCCGCGCUUGAUCGAUGAGCUAGGCAUCACUCACUUUGGCACCAGCGCCAAGUACCUUUCCGUCCUGGAACAGAAGGAGAUCAUGCCCAAGUCCUCCGGCCUCUCCAUCAAGACUUUGAGGGCUAUAUACUCCACUGGUUCUCCGUUGGCGCCGUCAACGUUCCAGUAUGUCUACCGUGCGUUCGGACCUAACAUUAACCUUGGCUCCAUCACCGGCGGAACAGACAUCAUCUCCCUGUUCGGCGCACCAUGUCCCUUACAUCCGGUCUACAUCGGCGAGAUUCAAGUGCUAGGCCUUGGCAUGGCCGUGCAAGCCUGGGAUUACACGGGCAAGGACAUCACGUCCACCGGCGAGCCCGGCGAUCUGGUCUGCGUGAAGCCGUUUCCAUGUCAACCGGUGCAAUUCUGGGGACCCACGGGCGAGAAGAAGUAUCGAGGGAGCUACUUCGAGCAGUUCGAGGGCGUGUGGCACCACGGUGACUUCAUCAAGUUCAACCCGAAAACAGGCGGCCUUUGGAUGCUCGGAAGGUCUGACGGCAUCCUCAAGCCCUCGGGCGUGCGGUUUGGCAGCGCCGAGAUUUACAACAUCCUACUCAAGCACUUCCCGGAUCAGGUGGAGGAUGCCCUCUGCAUCGGCCGAAGAAGAGAGCAGGAUUCGGACGAAACCGUUGUGCUCUUCUUGAAGAUGAAGGAGGGUGUCACAUUUAGCAAGCAGCUGGUCGACGACAUCAAGACGGUAGUGCGCAAAGAGCUCAGUGCGAGGCACGUUCCGGGCAUCAUUGACGAGUGUCCCGAAAUCCCAGUCACAACGAACGGGAAGAAGAUCGAAGGCGCGGUAAAGCAGAUACUGUGUGGGAUGAACGUUAGGACGAGCGCGAGCGUGGCGAACGCGGGUUGCUUGGAUUGGUAUCGAGAAUGGGCGAAGACGCAUUGA